CCGCGUUGAAACCAGAAUGAGGAAUUAUAAAUUUUAUGGCAACUUGAAAAGGAAGAUAGGCCUCAUAACUUUUGGUAUACUAACAUUUGCGGCAGUUGAGCAUUUUCUAAUAAACCUAAACAGCUUGUCCAAAAGCCUCAAAUCAGCGGAGAGCGUUGAAAAAGGCUUUGAGUUUUACUUUACUUCUUCAAAUUUUGCUAGAAUAUUCACAUUCGUCCCGUACUCUUUAUGGAAAGGGUUCUUACUAGAGUUCGUCAGUCUCCAGAAGGCAUUUCUUUGGACCUACUCGGAUAUAUUCAUUAUGAUCAUAGGUGUAUCAUUACAGUACAAAUUGCAUCAAAUAAGAGAACAAAUCCAUAUUAUGAUCGAAUCUAAGAUAAAAAACGAGAACAUAUGGCUCUCAAUAAGAAAAGAUUACCUUCUGCUGAUCAGGCUAUGCAAAAAGACAAACGAUACGGUCUCAACCCUGAUCGUAGGAAGUUUUAUGAUCAACAUGUAUUUCGUGCUCAAGCAGAUGUUCAAGAGUUUGAUGCGAAUCGAGAAUACCGUUGACAGAGUGUACUUCUACAUGUCCUUUGCUUUACUCAUCAUUCGUUUGGGUUUUGUUAUCAUUUUUGGAAGCGCUGUCAAUGAGGAGUGGAAGGAUAUUGGGUUCCUGCUGCACUCGGUACCCACUGAACUGCACAAUCCUGAGGUACUUAACUAUAGUAGACUGUAG
Messenger RNA from Acanthoscelides obtectus, 718 nucleotides. The record is from the annotation of a GenBank genome assembly. Lineage: Eukaryota; Metazoa; Arthropoda; Insecta; Coleoptera; Chrysomelidae.